CCCAGUCUACAAUCUCUCUUCUUCUUCUCCGCUUGAAGGUCAGAAAUGUCAAUGAUAGGCCGGAGAGGAAUUCAUUACUUUCAGAAGCUCAAUGCUGCUACCAUUCCGGCUGCUUUGAUCGAGAAGGGCCAAAACCGUGUCAUUGAUGCUUCUUUGACUCUCAUUCGUGAAAGGGCAAAACUGAAAGGUGAGCUUGUGCGGCUACUAGGAGGAGCCAAAGCUUCAACAUCACUUCUCGGUGUUCCACUUGGCCACAACUCUUCUUUCCUUCAAGGGCCGGCUUUUGCCCCUCCCCGUAUUAGGGAGGCAAUCUGGUGUGGUAGUACAAACUCAACAACUGAAGAAGGGAAGGAGCUAAACGACCCACGAGUUCUAACAGAUGUCGGGGAUGUCCCUGUGCAAGAGAUUAGAGAUUGUGGGGUUGAUGAUGACAGACUGAUGAAUGUUAUAAGCGAGUCUGUGAAGCUCGUGAUGGAAGAGGAUCCGUUGCGGCCACUGGUCUUAGGAGGCGACCAUUCCAUAUCAUUUCCCGUUGUAAGAGCAGUUUCCGAGAAGCUCGGAGGGCCAGUGGAUAUUCUUCAUCUAGAUGCCCAUCCUGAUAUCUAUGACUGUUUUGAAGGGAAUAAGUACUCUCACGCCUCUUCCUUUGCUCGUAUCAUGGAAGGUGGAUAUGCUCGUCGUCUUUUGCAGGUAGGGAUCAGAUCCAUUAACAGUGAAGGACGGGAACAGGGCAAGAGGUUCGGAGUGGAACAAUACGAAAUGCGGACCUUUUCCCGAGAUCGCGAAGUCCUGGAAAAUCUGAAACUCGGGGAAGGGGUGAAGGGAGUGUACAUUUCAAUCGACCUGGACAGUCUCGACCCGGCCUUUGCUCCCGGAGUUUCCCACAUCGAACCAGGAGGUCUCUCGUUCCGUGACGUCAUGAACAUCCUACACAACCUACAAGGCGAUGUGGUCGCUGCAGAUGUCGUCGAGUUCAACCCUCAGCGCGACACUGUCGAUGGCAUGACCGCGAUGGUCGCUGCUAAGCUUGUGAGAGAGUUAACCGCCAAAAUAUCCAAAUAAUACUAACCUCGUGUUUUCUUUCCCUUUAGGUUAUUAUGUAUCAGACUUCCCUCGAGUGUCAUGGUUUCGCUUUGGGUUUUGGUACCGAAUAAAUCUUUGUCGGAUGGAUAUAAAACUCGGUAGAUUUCGG
Molecule: messenger RNA, 1192 nt
Organism: Tarenaya hassleriana
Lineage: Eukaryota; Viridiplantae; Streptophyta; Magnoliopsida; Brassicales; Cleomaceae
Product: arginase 1, mitochondrial
Exons: 7
Coding region: 46-1062 (338 amino acids)
Molecular function (GO): metal ion binding; agmatinase activity
Source: RefSeq, a predicted model, not a curated record